UGGAAACAGGAGGGGCUCCGGCAAACCGGGUCAGAUGACGUCACCGUGGUGUCCGCUGUCUUUGCGCGAUGCGGAAGCGCUCGCCAGUCAGUGCCUUGAGGAUCUCUCACGGGAAGACACGAUUUGUUGGGAGAGACAAAAAUGUGGCCCAAUCAAGGACCUCCGCCUAAUCCCAACUGUCCUCCGUAUGCAAACCCUGCCUAUCCAGCCAUGCCCAACCCUGCCUAUCCAGCCAUGCCCAUCCCACAGUGCCCACCUGGUCAAAACCCUGUCUAUCCACCUGGCAUGGAUCAUCCCACAACCAUCCCAUACAUGACACCAAAUCAACAUCCUUUUCCUCCGGUUGCGCCUGGCCCAUGUGCACCCUUCCCUGGAGCAGGGCAUCCAUGCCCCGUCCCGCAGCAUGGAUGCCACCAGCCGGGAAUGGACCCGGUAACUGGUCAUAAGAAGCACAAGAAGAUGAAAAAGAUGAAGAAGGGAAAGAAAGCUCAUAAAGUUUCCAAGGAACAUAAGCAUAUGAAACAUGGCAAGCAUUCGUCCUCCUCCAGCAGCAGCAGCAGUGAUUCUGACUGACCAUCACAUGAUCUGCCCUACAUAACUCAGCAGCUCCUGCUUUCCUGCAAUUAUACAUUUUCCUAAUUUCUACAUGUCAGGGCAAAUAACAGCAAUAAAACUAAGAAUCAAAUCCAGAGGAUUAUUUGUGCUUUUUACUGUCAUGUAAGCAUUGACUACUGUACUGUUGAAAUCACUCAUAGUCACUAGCACAAUGCAUUACCAGCUACAGCAAUGUGAAACUAAUAAACUGCAGUAUGAUCUGAAGCAGUGUGUUUAAUAAUAGCCAUUACUGAAAAUAUUUAUGAGGAACAAUCCUAAGCAUUUGCUUUUUUUUGGAAAAUUGUGUUUUAUUUUCUAAAGUGUGUUUUUUUUUGGUAAUACUUUAGCCAAAAGUAUAUUUUGCCGGAAUGUGUUUGAAUUUAAACUCCCUUUUGUUGAUUGUGGGUAUGAAAUAUACUAAGAAAUGACACUAAUGUUAAAAACUGCUGAUCAAAUGUUCUCGAAUUUAUGGAGAAGCUCUUUUUUUUGUUUCUUUUUGAAGGUAAAAUGUAUCAUUAUGAAUUAGUUGAGACUGUAGUUAUUUGAAAGAUCUGUUAGGCCUAAAACAUUUCAGCUUAAGUUAAAUGUGCUACAGUAUCUACAGUCAUGGACAAAAUAUUGGCACCCUUGGUAAAUAUAAGCAAAGAAAGCUGUGAAAAUAAAUCUGCAUUGUUUGUCCUUCAUAUCUUUUAUUUUAAAAAUGAAAAAAAAAUCAGAUUUUUCAUUGAUGAAAAAUAUUGGAAAAUUGGGGGGAGAUCACAUAAUUUUUUUCUCAAAUAAACGUUGAACACAA
Molecule: messenger RNA, 1387 nt
Organism: Misgurnus anguillicaudatus (oriental weatherfish)
Lineage: Eukaryota; Metazoa; Chordata; Actinopteri; Cypriniformes; Cobitidae
Gene: prr13
Product: proline rich 13
Source: RefSeq, a predicted model, not a curated record